This is a messenger RNA of Uloborus diversus, 690 nucleotides long. RefSeq lists its product as uncharacterized. The coding region runs from base 1 to 690 and encodes 229 amino acids. The transcript has 2 exons. The record is from RefSeq and is a predicted model, not a curated record. NCBI's taxonomy places the organism in Eukaryota, Metazoa, Arthropoda, Arachnida, Araneae, Uloboridae.
AUGAAAUCUGCACCUCAGAGCCAGAACAAAGUAUCUUUACUGCUACUCUUAGCCACAGCUGGCUAUACCUUAGCCAUUCCUUUUGAGUUCGAGUUAGAAAAAUCUAUUCCACCAUUUGGAAUUGGCGUUCCACCUUUACCGGAAGCGAUAGCCAAAGAAACUGAUCUCGAAAAGGGACUAGAAAUAGCAAAGAAGCUUUCAUUCGACAAAUCUUGGCCAUGGUUGGAGAAAGAAUUCGCUUUUGACAAAGGCGUAGACGUCGGCAUUGGACUCGGCCGAGAGUUCGAAUUCGAAAAAGGGGUCGGACUUGGUGUCGAAAAAGGUGUCGGACUUGGAAUUGGCAUCGAGAAAGCCUGGGUCGAGAAAACCUUCCCCUGGUGGCUUCUUCAUGAGAAGUACUUUGGUGUCGAAAAGAAGCUGACUUUUGAACAAGCUCUUGCGUUUGAGUUGUACAAGAAGUAUGGGUAUUAUGGACUGUGGAUCGCUAGAGAAUUGGAAAGGAGAUUCAAAAUCGCCAAGGAGCUUGGUCUUAUUGGGAGAGAAGUUGCUUUCCAGGAAGGCAUUUCUCUUGGAUUGUUUAAAGGAAUUGGACUGGAGAAGAUAUUUGAGGCAUCUUUAAAAGCCAUUGGUGUGGAAGUGGAGAAGAAAACUGAAUUCGAUAAAGUCUUUGGUUUUUUCAAGCCAUUCUGA